Molecule: messenger RNA, 2025 nt
Organism: Talaromyces rugulosus
Lineage: Eukaryota; Fungi; Ascomycota; Eurotiomycetes; Eurotiales; Trichocomaceae
Exons: 6
Coding region: 1-2025 (674 amino acids)
Biological process (GO): DNA replication-dependent chromatin assembly; nucleosome assembly
Cellular component (GO): nucleus; CAF-1 complex
Molecular function (GO): protein binding
Source: RefSeq, a predicted model, not a curated record
AUGAAAGCCACUCCGGUGCUUAUCGCCUGGCACAACGACAACGCCCCCAUCUAUUCUGUACAUUUUGAUCCCCAUGGCAAGGGACGACUCGCAACUGCGGGAAACGAUAAUAAUGUCCGACUUUGGAAAGUCGAUAGCUCUGGCGAGGAACCAAAAAUAAGUUAUUUGAGUGCUUUGGUAAAGCAUACACAGGCCGUCAAUGUUGUCCGGUUUUCUCCAAAAGGUGAGAUGCUGGCAUCGGCAGGAGACGAUGGAAAUGUUCUCUUAUGGGUGCCGUCCGGCCCGUCCGAACUGGGCAUGACUGCAUUAGGAGAAGAACACGCCGAUGACAAGGAGAGCUGGCGAGUCAAGCACAUGUGCCGCUCAUCCGGAGCCGAAAUAUACGAUUUGGCCUGGUCUCCAGAUGGCGUCUUUUUCAUCACGGGAAGCAUGGACAACGUCGCCCGCAUUUACAAUGCUCAAACUGGACAAAUGGUUCGUCAGAUCGCCGAGCACUCGCACUACGUCCAAGGCGUGGCGUGGGAUCCCCAGAAUGAAUUUGUAGCUACCCAGUCGUCGGAUCGCUCUGUGCAUAUCUACAGCCUAAAGACCAAGGAUGGCCACUUUUCCUUGACCACUCAUGGCAAGUUUCUCAAGAUGGAUCUCCCCGCACGUCGAAUUCCCGCGAGCAGUCCUGCUCCGCCAGAGACCAAGACUCAACCAGCUACCAGCGCCAUGUCGAUUGCCUCUCCGGCCCCGUCUACUCCGGGAACGCCCAAGACAAUGACGCUCCCGAUGGAUCCUCCACCGGUAUCACACAGUCGUCGUUCGUCCUUUGGGUCGUCCCCGUCGAUUCGUCGAUCUGCUUCGCCUGCACCUUCUCUGCCACUGCCGGCCGUGAAGCCUAUGGAGGUUUCGUCGCCGAGUUUGUUCGGAGGACUGGGAGUGCGGAAUUCAAAUCUUUAUGCUAAUGAAUCGUUCACCUCGUUUUUCCGGCGAUUAACUUUUUCUCCCGAUGGCAGUCUGCUGUUGACGCCGGCUGGCCAGUACAAGACCACGCAUUCGUCAACGAGCGACCCGACCAAAGCAAGCGAGGAUGUGACUAACACAGUUUAUAUCUACACGCGAGCCGGGUUUAAUAAGCCGCCCAUUGCGCAUCUACCAGGACACAAGAAACCGUCCGUGGCCGUGAGAUUUUCUCCGAUUUACUACACCCUCCGACAGGGGUCUCGACCGACAAACCAUCUUACCAUCGACACAUCGUCUGGCGACGAGUCGUUCCCGGCCUUGCCCGACCCGGUUGUCAGCGCCAAUAUCACCAGUAACCCAUCAAUGGAUCCUCCCCGGGAUUCAAAGACGAGUGCGUCUCCAAAACCAGAAAGUGACGCAUCGGCCAACUCGGCCUUUGCGCUGCCGUACCGCGUAGUGUAUGCAGUUGCGACGCAGGAUGCGGUGCUGAUUUACGACACGCAGCAGCAAACGCCACUCUGCGUGGUCAGCAACCUUCAUUAUGCUACCUUUACCGAUCUCACCUGGUCCUCGGAUGGUCUCACGUUAGUUAUGAGCUCGUCGGACGGCUUCUGCUCGACGCUUUCUUUUGCUCCUGGCGAACUGGGCCAGCUCUAUACGUCGACUGUGCCAACAGCCUCGGCCAGCUCAUCAUCGAAUAGCACGCCUCUACCGGCGGCGAGUGCAUCCCCUUCGCUGUCCAAGCCUAGCCCAAACACACAGACUACUGGCAAUGUCGUCAACAAUCCAACGCCAACUCUUGGCUCGGUGCCACUGGUGACCGCCACCAACUCAUCGCAGCCACAGAGCCUCCCUCUGACAACACCGCCGCAAACCCCAAUGCCGGGGGUGUCUCACAGCGCGACUAGCUCGUUCAGCAGCACAGUCCUGGGCAAGCGGGAUAUUGGCGCAGCCAGUGAAUCCGAAAAGGAGGACACCAAGGCUGAUGCCAAGGGUGUCCCCGAGCUGGAGAAGCCGCCCAAGAAGCGACGUAUUGCGCCAACGUUAGUGUCACAGGAGGAAGCCAAGGAGAAUUAG